Molecule: messenger RNA, 1704 nt
Organism: Chelonus insularis
Lineage: Eukaryota; Metazoa; Arthropoda; Insecta; Hymenoptera; Braconidae
Product: proclotting enzyme-like
Exons: 9
Coding region: 42-1574 (510 amino acids)
Biological process (GO): proteolysis
Molecular function (GO): serine-type endopeptidase activity
Source: RefSeq, a predicted model, not a curated record
UAUUGGAUUGGCAGGAAAGUGAUCAAAUAAUUAUAAGAAAUAUGAUGAUGUCAAAGAAAUGUCAUUGGUUGAUAAUGGCAAUAAUAUUAAUAUCUAUAGAAUGGAUAAAUUUAAUUGAGGCAAAAAUACCAUCAAAAAUUCCAGGAGAAAUUUCAAAUAAUUCAUUAAGUAAGACAAAAUCAAUAAAACCAUCAAGAAGAAAACGAUAUGUACGAAUUCCAACAUCAUCAAAUUAUCUUUUUGAAAGUUCCGGUAUAAGUGUUCGUAAUAUUGGAUAUUCUCCAAUUUCUCGAUUUUCGCCGAUUCAAACGAUUUCACCAGCAACCUGGCGACAACAUAAGUCAUUUUGGCGACCAUCUGUUGAUUUUAAUAGACCAGUGAUGGCACACAGAACACCGAGAUUAAUUUUUAGGGAUGAUUAUCCAUCAAUUCCUAGUAGUGGGGUUGGUUCAUCAUUCUUUCAAACCAAUCAGAUCAAUUCUGACAUUGAUGAGGACUUCCGAGAUCAAAGAAAACAAAUUUUCAGUGAUUAUCCCAAGCUUGAAACGGACAAGUCGCGGAAAGAAAAAAAACCACUUUGGGAAGGUGACGAAAGUUUGUGUGCUGACGGACAAACCUGUGAAUUUUUUCUAAAAUGUUGGAUGACAGCUGGGCUAUUAGACGGCAGUUGUGGUGGUAUUAUGUACGCUUGUUGUCAGCGAAAAGACGCUAAAGCUAUCUCUGACUAUAAUCUGGUCAAUGCGCCUAGAGAACAGCUACAACAUGAGCUUGCAUUGGAUACAAUUACGGAAUCUGCUAUUGAUGAUCAGCAAUGUGGAAUUUCUUCUAAUAAACAAACAGCCCAGAGACGUAUUGUUGGUGGAGAUGAUGCAGGUUUCGCAAGUUUCCCUUGGCAGGCUUAUAUUCGAAUUGGAUCCAGUAGAUGUGGAGGAACUUUAGUAAAUCGUUAUCAUGUUGUGACAGCUGGACACUGUGUCGCUAAAGCCUCAGCUCGUCAAGUUCAAGUUACUCUUGGAGACUACGUUGUCAAUUCAGCCUCAGAAAGUCUUCCAGCCUACACUUUUGGAGUUCGUGAAAUUCGGGUGCAUCCCUACUUUAAAUUCACUCCACAAGCGGAUAGAUUUGAUGUUGCUGUACUGCGAUUGGACCGGCCUGUUCAUUAUAUGCCACAUAUCUCUCCAAUUUGUUUACCAGAUAAAAAUCAAGAUUUUCUGGGUCAGUAUGGAUGGGCUGCUGGUUGGGGUGCUUUGCAAGCUGGUUCACGACUUCGACCGAAAACCUUGCAGACAGUGAACGUUCCUGUAAUUGAUAACAGAGUUUGUGAACGGUGGCAUCGAUCGAAUGGUAUUAAUGUGAUUAUUUAUGAUGAAAUGAUGUGUGCAGGAUAUCGUGGAGGUGGUAAAGAUUCCUGUCAGGGAGAUAGUGGUGGACCUUUGAUGCUGGAAAAAACUGGUAGAUGGUACCUUAUCGGCAUUGUUUCAGCAGGAUACUCUUGUGCUCAACCAGGACAACCUGGUAUUUAUCAUAGAGUAGCAAAAACAGUUGACUGGAUUACAUACGUUAUUAAUUCUUGAUUAUUUAUAUGAAUGAUUGAUAAAAAAAAUCUCAAUAUUUAUUAAAUUAAUGUUUUUUUUGUGUUGUUGUUGUCAAGAAAAAUGUUAAGAAAAGCGAAAAAAAAAUAACCCAACGUUUUAAUUAUCAACG